CAGACUCCUUUAGAUGUCUUCAUGUAUGGUGUGUAUGUGUGUGAUUUGUGUGAGCAUCUGCCCACACUUGGUGGAGAAAGGCUAUAGUGGGAAAUUAUGUCAGCUCAAUUGUUGUGGGAAUUCUGGGGCACAGUUGUACUCCUGGUCUUGUUUUCCUCCCCUAGCUCCGUUCUCUGGAUUCUUCUCUCCUGGCAAGUGAACACCAGAGGAGGACUUUGCAUUUCUAAACCAUGGCUCAUAAAUCAGUUAUAUUCAGUGAUGUAUCCAUAGUCUUCACUCAGGAAGAGUGGGAAUUCCUAGACUUGGAGCAGAAGGAUUUGUAUAGAGAUGUGAUGUUAGAGAACUACAGCAACUUGGUCUCCCUGGGAUGCUUUGUUUCUAAACCAGAUGUGAUUUCCUUAUUGGAGCAAGGAAAAGAGCCUUGGAAGGCUGUGAGGAAAGGCAGGAGGCGCUGUGCAGAGUUGGAAACCAAGUAUGAGACCAAGAAAUUAUCUUCAGAAAAUGGUGUUUAUGAAAUAAACUUAACCCAGUGGAAGAUAAUGGACAGAAUUAAAAACCAUGGCAUUGAGAGCAUCGUUUCAAAAAAUGACUGGGAGUCAAAAACAAAGUUUGAAGGACAAGAGGGAUCCCAAGUGGGAUAUCAAAUGAAAACCACAUCUGAAAACAUCUCCUCUCACCCAGAUCAUACAUCUGCUACUGCACCUGAGAGAAUUCACUUUGUGGAAAAACCCUAUGAAUGUAUAGAAUGUGGGAAGGGUUUUAGAGUACGCCAACAACUUACUUUUCAUGAAAGAAUUCAUACUGGUGAGAAACCCUUUAAAUGUAAGGAGUGUGGGAUGUCCUUUAGACAGACUGCACACUUAACUCGCCAUCGGAGACUACAUUCUAGUGACAAGCUCUUUGAAUGUAAGGAAUGUGGAGAGGCUUUCGUAUGUGGUACAGACCUUAGAGUUCAUCAGAAAAUUCAUUUUAGUGAGAAGCGCUAUGAGUGUGAUGAAUGUGGGAAGGCUUUUAGAGUACGUGGCCAACUUACUCUCCAUCAGAGGAUUCACACUGGUGAGAAACCCUAUAUAUGCAAAGAAUGUGGGAAGGCCUUCAGACAAUAUGCACAUCUUACUCGACACCAGAAGCUUAAUAUUGCUGACAGACUCUAUGAAUGCAAAGAAUGUGGGAAGGACUUUUUGUGUGGCCCUGGUCUUCGAGUGCAUUACAAAUUACAUACUGGUGAGAAACCCUACGAAUGUACAUAUUGUGGGAAGGCUUUUAGAGUGAGACAACAACUAACACUGCAUCAGAGGAUCCACACGGGUGAGAAACCCUAUGAGUGCAAGGAGUGUGGGAAGACCUUCAGUCGUGGCUAUCAUCUUAUUCUUCAUCAUAGAAUUCAUACUGGGGAGAAACCUUAUGAAUGUAAGGAAUGCUGGAAGGCCUUUAGUCGUUACUCACAGCUUAUAUCACAUCAGAGCAUUCAUAUUGGUAUUAAACCCUAUGACUGUAAAGAAUGUGGGAAGGCCUUUAGGCUACUGUCACAACUUUCCCAACAUCAGAGCAUUCAUAUUGGUGAGAAACCUUACAAAUGUAAGGAAUGCGGGAAGGCCUUUAGAUUGCGCCAAAAACUUACUCUACAUCAGAGUAUUCAUACUGGGGAGAAACCUUUUGAGUGUAAGGAAUGUAGGAAGACCUUUAGACUUAAUUCUUCCCUAACUCAGCAUUUGAGAAUUCAUUCAGGUGAGAAACCCUAUGAAUGUAAGGAAUGUAAGAAGGCCUUUAGACAACAUUCACACCUCACCAAUCACCUGAGGAUUCAUAAUGUAAUUCAUAAUGGAGAAAAAAUAUAUGAAUGUAAGGAAUGUAGGAAAACCUUUAUUCGUCGUUCAACUCUUAGUCAACACUUGAGAAUUCAUACUGGUGAGAAGCCUUACACAUGUAAGGAGUGCGGGCAGGCCUUUAGGCAGCGUGCACACCUUAUUCGACAUCAUAAACUUCACACUGGGGAGAAACCCUAUGACUGUAAGGAGUGUGGGAAGGCCUUUACAGUCCUCCAAGAGCUCACUCAGCAUCAGAGACUUCAUACUGGGGAGAAACCUUACGAAUGCAAGGAGUGUGGGAAGGCCUUCAGGGUCCACCAGCAGCUGGCUCGACAUCAGAGGAUUCACACUGGUGAGAAACCCUAUGAAUGCAAGGACUGUGGGAAGACCUUCAGACAGUGCACCCACCUCACUCGCCACCAGAGGCUUCACACCGCUGAGAAGCUCUACGAAUGUAAGGAGUGUGGGAAAGCCUUUGUAUGUGGUCCAGAUCUUAGAGUGCAUCAGAAAAUUCAUUUUGGCGAGAAACCUUACACAUGUAAGGAAUGUGGUAAGGCUUUUAGAAUAUGUCAGCAGCUCACUGUCCACCAGAGUAUCCAUACCGGUGAGAAACCCUAUGAGUGCAAGGAGUGUGGAAAGACGUUCAGAUUAAGACAGCAACUUGUUCGGCAUCAGAGAAUACAUACUCGUGAGAAACCCUAUGAAUGUGUGGAGUGCUGGAAGACAUUUAGUAGUUACUCCCAACUUAUUUCACACCAGAGCAUUCACAUUGGUGAGCGACCUUAUGAGUGCGAAGAAUGUGGGAAGGCUUUUAGACUGCUGUCCCAACUGACUCAACACCAAAGUAUUCACACUGGUGAGAAACCUUAUGAAUGUAAGGAGUGUAGAAAACCCUUCCGAUUGCUCUCACAGCUUACUCAGCACCAGAGUAUUCACACUGGUGAAAAACCUUACGCGUGUAAGGAAUGUGGAAAGGCUUUUAGACUUUACUCAUUUCUUACUCAGCAUCAGAGGAUUCACACUGGUGAGAAACCCUACAAAUGUAAGGAAUGCAAGAAGGCAUUCAGACAGCAUUCACACCUUACUCAGCAUCAGAAGAUUCAUAGCGGAAGUUAGCA
Molecule: messenger RNA, 2926 nt
Organism: Ochotona princeps (American pika)
Lineage: Eukaryota; Metazoa; Chordata; Mammalia; Lagomorpha; Ochotonidae
Product: zinc finger protein 14 homolog
Exons: 5
Coding region: 231-2924 (897 amino acids)
Biological process (GO): negative regulation of transcription by RNA polymerase II
Cellular component (GO): nucleus
Molecular function (GO): DNA-binding transcription repressor activity, RNA polymerase II-specific; RNA polymerase II cis-regulatory region sequence-specific DNA binding; DNA-binding transcription activator activity, RNA polymerase II-specific
Source: RefSeq, a predicted model, not a curated record